UCUGGACAACGUCUCACAUCUGAUCGUCUUUAAACCACCUUAAUGGAGAGCUCAGAAGGGGUCAAUGACACGGAUUAUGACCUUCUUGAAGUGGUCGGACAUGGAUCAUUUGGAUUAAUUCGAAAGGUUAGAAGAAGAUCGGAUGGGAUGGUAUUUGCCCGUAAGGAGAUUCAUUAUAGGAAGAUGGAGGAGAGAGAACGGAAGCAGUUGGCGCUGGAAGUGCAGAUUCUUUCGAAUCUGCGACAUCCACAUAUUGUGAGAUAUUAUGGAAGGAGUAUAGAUCGGAUGAACCAUACGAUCUAUUUAUAUAUGGAGUUUUGUGAGAAUGGGGAUCUUGGGAGUCUUAUUAAGGAAUGUCAACAGGAGAAUUCUAUUAUUCCGGAGAAUAUAUUAUGGAGUAUUUUUGUUCAGUUGACAUUAGCAUUAUACCGAUGUCAUUUUGGGGUGGAUGCGCCGUCAUCGGAUAUUUUAGUAUCAUCGACGCCGUCUCCAUCAUCAUCAGUUAUACUUCAUCGUGAUAUUAAGCCGGACAAUAUAUUUCGUGAUGGAGAGAUUUAUGUUAAAUUGGGAGAUUUUGGACUUUCCAGGGUUUUAAAUGAUCCAUCUAGAACAUUUGCGCAAACAUAUGUUGGAACGCCAUAUUAUAUGUCACCAGAGAUAAUUAAUCAUGAACCCUAUACGGCGAAAUCUGAUAUUUGGGCACUUGGAUGCACAAUGUAUGAAAUGUGUACGAAAUUACCGCCUUUUCGAGCAAUGACGCAACCUGAAUUGAAUCACAAGAUACGAAGAGGAAUAUUUCCACCAAUUCCUGGUUUAUAUUCUAUGACACUUAGAGAUACAAUAAGAUGGUGUCUUGCUGUUGAUCCAAAAAGAAGGCCAAUGGCCUCUGAUCUACUAAUGAUUGAUAUGUUUCGGGCUUAUCGUAAAGAAUUGGAAAUCUUAGAACUUCGUAAAGAAUUAAAGGCAAAAGAAAGUCAUUUGUUAAAGAGAGAAGCAAGUGUUUUGGCAAAAGAAGAAGAGCUUAAAAAUAAAGAAAGAAUAUUAUAUGAAAAAGAAAUAAACUUAGGAAAGGCUAUUCAAGCCCAUGUUUGUCGAUCACAGACGGAAAUUGAUCGACUUUAUUCUAAAACACAAGAAUCGGGACAUUCUGGAGAACGAACUACAAAUAGACCAUCUAUAGUAUCAUCCACGCAUACAAUCGCAUCACUUCAUUCCUUAUCUUCUAUUAAGGAUAAACGUCAUGUAACUAUUGAUAGCAAUUUAUCUGAAUUAUCACCGACUCGUUUUUCUCCGGGAGAAAGAAGACAAAUAACAAUAUCGAGUAUACCUAUCCGCCAGCCAUUGCAGGAAAACACAUCAAAGUUAUCUAAUACUGCUUCAAAUAAAACUCCAGUUACUCCUAGUCGCUUAAGAGCUUCUCCAAGUCAUAGGAAAACUCUUGAUUCCCCAAUUCAUAGUCAAGGGCUUUUAAGAGCUGAAAUAAAUCCUGAAACUACCAGAAAUCUUCGAAAUCCACGACCAACUGUUAUGGAAAUGUGGAAAAAGAAUGUUUGGGAAGAUGGAGAUGAGCUCCCAAGUCCCUUUUUGCGAAAGAAUGUCACUAUAUCCAAUUGAUGAUGAAAAUACUACAUGAGAUUUUAGUUAAUCCGUUAUUGUAAUU
This is a messenger RNA of Pneumocystis carinii B80, 1660 nucleotides long. RefSeq lists its product as hypothetical. Lineage: Eukaryota; Fungi; Ascomycota; Pneumocystomycetes; Pneumocystales; Pneumocystaceae. The record is from RefSeq and is a predicted model, not a curated record. The transcript has 6 exons. Gene Ontology annotation, biological process: chromosome segregation; protein phosphorylation. Gene Ontology annotation, cellular component: cytoplasm; nucleus; centrosome. The coding region runs from base 43 to 1614 and encodes 523 amino acids. Gene Ontology annotation, molecular function: ATP binding; protein kinase activity.